Messenger RNA from Aspergillus chevalieri, 1278 nucleotides. RefSeq lists its product as uncharacterized. Gene Ontology annotation, molecular function: protein phosphatase regulator activity. Gene Ontology annotation, cellular component: protein phosphatase 4 complex; cytoplasm; nucleus. NCBI's taxonomy places the organism in Eukaryota, Fungi, Ascomycota, Eurotiomycetes, Eurotiales, Aspergillaceae. Bases 1 to 1278 code for a protein of 425 amino acids. The record is from RefSeq and is a predicted model, not a curated record. Gene Ontology annotation, biological process: protein dephosphorylation. The transcript has 5 exons.
AUGUCGCUAGAUGAAGAAGCCUUACAAAUCGUCGCCAAAGGUGGCCUGAUGGAAUCUGGGAAAUGGGCUGGCUUGGUUGAACCUUUGGUCGAACGGUUGGAAUAUAUCGUUUACAAUAUUUUCCCGAUGCCCAAGAUGCCUCCCGAAGCCGCACCGUCCUCCGUUCCUCAUCAAUUACCAUCCUCCGCCGAUCCCUCCUCGCAAGAUUCCUCAAUUCCGUCGUCCAGCAAUAAAGAGAACAACCUGCCAGAUUUACAGACUCCUCCACGACCUGCACCAACUUCCGCCGCACCGGCGACCUCGCCCUUGAGCGAACGGGUGCCAGAUUCGCAGUCUCAAUCAUUCACAGGCCCUACGAACGAAUCCCUCCCCGCUCCGCUCGCAUUGCUGCUGGACUCCAUCAAAUCUACUCUGAGAUCACUAUUCUCUUCGAAACCGCCGCAUACGAUCCAGAGACUUGCAGAGCUCAUCCUACAUCCCACUGCGCAUUAUCGAACCCUCCCUGCCUAUCUGCGAGCUGUCGAUCGAGUCGUUUCAGUUACGAGUAGCGCAGAAAUAUUCCCUCUACAAGUACAGGCGAGCACAAGCCAACCAAAUGGUGUAACAAACGGCGGAGGAAGCAGUGGCUUGCUGUUUGACCAUACCCCUGGAAGCGACGAGUCGUUGGGCGGUGCCCUUCUCACUCCGAUUCCAUGGUUGAAUGCUGCUUCGUUUGAAGAGGAGAAUGGGGAACCUGUUGCGAAAGCAAUAACCACCGAGUCGAUUUCUAUUACUGUACACCGUGCGCAACAAGCGCCACAGGGCGAGCAACAACAGCAACCACAACCCCAAGAAGAAAUCGAACCAUCUACACUCACACAGGAAACAACAUCGCCCACGCACACAACGACAUCAGCCAUCGAAAACGAAGCACUGGGAAGCUCUGGAUCUCCACCACCAGCCGAUUCCGAGGAGGUACCACACGCCCGUGGCCCACCGGUGGUAGGAGUAGAAGAUAUGGGGCUGCAGGAUGGAAAGGGUGUAGAAAUGCCCCUGUCGAAUGUCGACAAUGCUGGUGACGCGCCACCGGACGACAAUGCUAUCAAACAACCGGCGCAAGAGAAGGAUGACGAGAAGCCAAAACAAGAAUCAGCUUCUGCCUCUGAGGAAGGAAAAAAAGACGGAGAUGGAGAUAUCUCUCUAGAUGAUGUGAAGGGGAAGAACGAAAACGAGUCGGCAACAGGGUCCUCAGACAAGGAGCAGAAGGAGCAGGCGGAAACAGAGCCUGCUAAGAGUUGA